This is a messenger RNA of Cynocephalus volans (Philippine flying lemur), 1053 nucleotides long. It is a transcript of the gene NEK6, whose product is annotated as NIMA related kinase 6. Gene Ontology annotation, cellular component: cytosol. Gene Ontology annotation, biological process: peptidyl-serine phosphorylation; positive regulation of canonical NF-kappaB signal transduction; regulation of mitotic metaphase/anaphase transition. NCBI's taxonomy places the organism in Eukaryota, Metazoa, Chordata, Mammalia, Dermoptera, Cynocephalidae. Bases 106 to 1047 code for a protein of 313 amino acids. Gene Ontology annotation, molecular function: protein serine/threonine kinase activity; ATP binding. The record is from RefSeq and is a predicted model, not a curated record. The transcript has 10 exons.
GCGCCGCCAACUCGUGUGGGACCCUCCGCUCCGGCCGCCCGCCCGCCGUGUCGCGCGCCGGUCCUGCCGCCCGCCGCCUGUGCCCUUGUGAGGCUGGCAUGCAGGAUGGCAGGACAGCCCAGCCACAUGCCCCAUGGAGGGAGCCCGAACAAUCUCUGCCAUACACCAGGGCCCACGCACUCUCCUGAUCUCCAGAGGCUCCCCAACACCCUGUCUUUUCGCUGCUCACUGGCGGACUUCCAGAUCGAGAAGAAGAUAGGCCGAGGACAGUUCAGUGAGGUGUACAAGGCCACCUGUCUGCUGGACAGGAAGACGGUGGCUCUGAAGAAGGUGCAGAUCUUUGAGAUGAUGGACGCCAAGGCGAGGCAAGACUGCGUCAAAGAGAUCGGCCUCCUGAAGCAACUGAACCACCCGAACAUCAUCAAGUAUUUGGACUCGUUUAUCGAGGACAACGAGCUGAACAUUGUGCUGGAGCUGGCCGAUGCAGGUGACCUGUCGCAGAUGAUCAAGUACUUUAAGAAGCAGAAGCGGCUCAUCCCCGAGAGGACGGUGUGGAAGUACUUCGUGCAGCUGUGCAGCGCCGUGGAGCACAUGCACUCACGCCGGGUGAUGCACCGAGAUAUCAAGCCUGCCAACGUGUUCAUCACAGCCACGGGCGUCGUGAAGCUUGGUGACCUCGGUCUGGGCCGCUUCUUCAGCUCUGAGACCACCGCAGCCCACUCUCUAGUUGGGACGCCGUACUACAUGUCACCAGAGAGGAUCCACGAAAACGGCUACAACUUCAAGUCCGACAUCUGGUCCCUGGGCUGUUUGCUGUACGAGAUGGCCGCUCUCCAGAGCCCCUUCUACGGGGAUAAAAUGAAUCUGUUCUCCCUCUGCCAGAAGAUCGAGCAGUGUGACUACCCGCCUCUCCCUGAGGAGCAUUACUCAGAGAAGUUAAGAGAACUGGUCAGUAUGUGCAUCUACCCUGACCCUAACCAGAGACCUGACAUCGGAUACGUGCACCAGGUAGCCAAACAGAUGCACGUCUGGACGUCAAGCACCUGAACGUGG